CCGUUCCUAAUACAUCUAUAAUUUAUUCAGACAAUUCGAACACCAGUCUCAGCCGCUCGGAGCACGGAUCUCUCCUUUCUCCAACCCAAACCCAAAUUUUUUCCAACUUGAGCUGAUAUUUUUGCCAUAUUUGGAAGCAAAUCUUUCUCUGAAAAUCUAAUCGGAGGAUCCGUGUGCAGACAUGGCGGCUCCAACAACGAGCAGAAAGAUCUCAGCUGCAUCCGCUAGGGCUCACACCCGAAAACGGAAGCAUUCCACAUCGUUUGCCCUUCCUCCAGGGAUUUUUAAAAAGAUUUCAGCAGUUCUGUUGGUGGCUGUAAUAGCAUUGGCAUACCAGGCAAUUAAACCUCCACCAUCUAAGAUUUGUGGAUCUCCAAAUGGUCCUCCGGUUAUGUCAUCCAGAAUUAAGCUGAAGGAUGGAAGGCAUCUGGCCUACACAGAAAGUGGGAUCCCAAAGGAGAAGGCCAAACAUAAGAUAAUUUUUAUUCAUGGUUUUGAUUCAUGCAAAUAUGAUAUGUUCCCCUUAUCUCAGGAAGUGGUUCAAGAAUUAGGAGUUUAUGUGCUAUCUUUCGAUAGAGCUGGCUAUGGGGAGAGUGAUCCAAAUCCAAAGCAGUCAGAGAAAAGCACAGCUCUGGAUAUUGAAGAACUUGUUGACCAGUUGGAGCUAGGAUCCAAGUUCUAUGUGAUUGGAUAUUCGAUUGGAGGAGAGAUUAUCUGGGCAUGUUUGCAACACAUACCUCGCAGGCUUAUGGGAGCAGCUAUAGUCGCUCCAUUUUCUAACUACUGGUGGCCUGGUCUUCCUGCCAACUCAUCAAGAGAGGCUUAUGAUCAGCAACUUUUACAGGACAAGUGGGCAGUUCGAGUUGCUCAUUAUGCCCCUUGGUUGGUAUACUGGUGGAAUACCCAAAAAUGGUUUCCUGCAUCAAGUGUUGUAGGUCAGCAGUCUGAUGUACUUUCUUCACAAGACAAGGAACUCUUACCCAAGUUAGAAUCUAGAGAUCGCUAUCUGGCACAGGUAAGACAACAAGGAGAAUUUGAGUCAGUCCAUCGCGACUUGAUAGUUGGUUUUGGGAACUGGGAGUUCAAUCCUUUGGACCUUGAGAACCCAUUUCCCAACGACGGCUCAGUCCACUUGUGGCAGGGUGCCAAGGAUAUGAUCGUGCCAGUUACAUUGGCACGUUGUAUCAGCCAAAAGCUUCCUUGGGUUCGCUACCAUGAGCUUCCAGAUGCUGGUCACAUGUUCCCAUUUGCAGUUGGUAUGGGCGAUGCCAUUGUGAAAACACUUCUGUUUGGAGAUCAGUAGCUGCAAACCUGCUAUGACCGGCUGGCCGGGCCUAUUGUUCUUAUAGGUCUUUGUUCUUGGUAUCUUGGUUAUGGUUUGUGAAUUUUGAUUCCCCUUUGAUACUAAUUAACUGUGUUGUUCCAGUGAGCUAUGACAACAUUUGCAUGAAUUGUUCUUUUGAUGAGUUCUGUAACCUAAAAUAGAAAUAUACAAUUUUGAGGUGAAAACAUAUUAAGAUGAGGCUGUGUUAAUGUCACAACGUCUCCAUGU
This is a messenger RNA of Elaeis guineensis (African oil palm), 1552 nucleotides long. RefSeq lists its product as uncharacterized. Lineage: Eukaryota; Viridiplantae; Streptophyta; Magnoliopsida; Arecales; Arecaceae. The record is from RefSeq and is a predicted model, not a curated record.